ACAAAGUAAGAUUUCUUCGCUUACAAGAAUCGGAACAUAACCUCUAUAGACAAGAACGUAAAUAAAUGAGCCUAAUAAAGAUCCAGUUAGUUGCCGCAAGAUUUUUCAGUAAUGGCCAAUUCAUCGGCGAACGUAACUGUGUCGAGCAUUUUGAAGAAUAAAAGCUCGUUUGAGGAUGAACCUCGAAAGAAGAGCAGGGAGGAUUGGCGGAAGGCGAAAGAGCUGGAAGAGGCGAGGAAGGCUGGCACUGCACCCGCCGCCGUCGACGAGGAGGGUAAAGACAUUAAUCCGCAUAUUCCGCAAUAUAUCAGCGCCACGCCAUGGUACUUUGGCUCUCAGGGUCCCACUCUGAAGCAUCAGAGACCGCAGCCUGAGAAACAGAAGCAGUACAAUUCCAUAGAUGAUUGGUACAAUCGUGGGGUGGAUGGUGCACGGGUGGCAAUUAAGUAUCGUAAGGGUGCUUGCGAGAAUUGCGGUGCGAUGACUCACAAGAGAAAGGAUUGUAUGGAGAGACCGCGCAAGGUUGGAGCGAAAUACACAAAUUCAAAGAUAGCAGCGGAUGAAUUUACUCAGCCUGAGCUCUCUAUGGAUUACGACGGUAAAAGAGACAGAUGGGCUGGUUACGAUCCCUCCGAACAUAAAGCGAUAGUGGAGGAGUACCAGAAGAUAGAGGAGGCCAAGAGGCAGAUGCGUGCUGACAAACUCGAUGCAGAGGAGGAGAACGAUGAGCAAGACUCAGAUAAGGAUGAAGAUAAAUAUGUUGAUGAGGUGGAUAUGCCUGGUACAAAGGUAGACUCUAAACAGCGUAUUACUGUAAGAAAUCUGCGAAUUCGAGAGGACACUGCUAAAUAUCUGCGCAAUCUAGAUCCAAACUCUGCGUACUAUGAUCCAAAGACUAGAUCCAUGCGAGAUAAUCCCUAUACCGGUACAGAGCGCGAGGUGGAUUACAAAGGCGAGAACUUUGUACGCUUUUCCGGAGAUACACAGCAACAUGCGAAUGCACAAUUGUUUGCUUGGGACGCGCACGAGAAGGGAGUCGAUGUACAUUUAUUAGCCGAGCCUACGAAAUUGGAAUUAUUAAAGCAGGAAUACGACAAGAAACGCGACGAGUUGAAGGACAAGGCGCGCGAUAGUAUAAUCGAGCGUUAUGGAGGUGAGGAGCAUCUCAAAACAUUACCAAAGCCUUUAUUAUUGGCACAGACCGAGCAUUAUGUCGAAUAUUCGAGAUACGGUAAGAUAAUUAAAGGGCAGGACAGACAGGUGAUACGAUCCAAGUACGAAGAAGACAUUUAUCCAAACAAUCAUACAUCAGUCUGGGGUUCCUAUUGGCAGGAUGGAAAAUGGGGCUACAAAUGUUGUUAUUCCUUUAUUAAAAAUUCCUAUUGCACCGGGGAGUCUGGAAAGAGAGCAGUAGAGGCAACGAACGAUAGCUUGACACUGGAUAAAAUACCAUCUGUGAGAAAUGAAAUAGAAGAGACCGAUUAUAAACUGGACGACACAGUAAUAGACGACAAUCAUUCCUCGAGCAGCGAAUCUUCGUCCGAAGAUGAGGAUACGGAAAAAAAUAAAACGGAAAAACAAAGUAAGGCGGCUAAACGGAAAUUGAAGAAACAGAAGCGUAAAGAAAACCGCAAGAAUAAGAAACAGGACGAGGACAAACUGAAAGAAGCAUUGAGAAAGGAAGAGGACAAUACGAGGAAGGCGGACAAGAUGUUGAAAAUGAACGAGAGGAAACGUCCGUAUAACAGCAUGUAUGAGACAAAAGAACUGACUGCCGAGGAGAUAGAAGCAUAUCAAAUGAAACGUAAACGUGACGAAGAUCCAAUGGCCCAUUUUCUUUCAAAAUAAUAUUACCAGAUUAUCCUUACGAUUAAAAAUCAAAUUAAUGUUAUACACAUAUUUAUAAAUAUGUGCAGUGUACGAUAUCAUUUAUCGUUUUUGAUGAGAAUAGGAUGUCCUAUGUAAAAUAUUAAUAUGUAAUUUAGCGGUUUAACUAAUAUUAAUUAAAUAUGACAAGUUCAGGAGAGAUUUAUUUAAAUUUAGAAAACGUUAAAUUACUAGUAUAUAUAUGUAUAUAUUACUUUUUCGUCUCUUUUCUUGUAUAUAAAUAAAUAAAAGUCUGUAUAUAUAUUU
Molecule: messenger RNA, 2133 nt
Organism: Formica exsecta
Lineage: Eukaryota; Metazoa; Arthropoda; Insecta; Hymenoptera; Formicidae
Gene: Slu7
Product: pre-mRNA-splicing factor Slu7
Exons: 1
Coding region: 112-1848 (578 amino acids)
Biological process (GO): mRNA splicing, via spliceosome
Cellular component (GO): spliceosomal complex
Molecular function (GO): pre-mRNA 3'-splice site binding
Source: RefSeq, a predicted model, not a curated record